AGUUAAAGUGAAAUCUACUCACUGUUUGGCCCUGCUUUUCUCUGUCUUCUAGUUCUAGGGUUUUAGUUUCCAUUCCAUAAGGGUUUUGUUUUCUGAGGACCGAGAUUCUCUGAAUACAGAGAGGGAGAGGGAGAGAGAAAGAGGAAGGGAAAGAAAAUGAAGGUGAAAGUAAUAUCACGUUCUACAGAUGAGUUCACUCGAGAACGAAGCCAAGAUCUGCAGAGGGUGUUUCGUAAUUUCGACCCCAGCUUACGAUCCCAAGAGAAAGCCGUCGAGUACGUCCGAGCUCUUAAUGCUGCCAAAUUGGACAAGAUAUUUGCAAGGCCCUUUAUUGGAGCUAUGGAUGGGCAUAGAGAUUCCAUUAAGUGUAUGGCAAAGAACCCAAAUUACUUGAAAGCAAUUUUUUCUGGUUCUGACGACGGAGAUAUCCGACUUUGGGAUUUAGCUUCCAGGCGAACAGUUUGUCAAUUUCCUGGCCACCAAGGUGCUGUACAAGGUUUGACAGUAUCAACAGAUGGAAGCAUUCUUGUAUCAUGUGGCAGUGAUUGCACUGUUAGGCUCUGGAAUGUUCCUGAUGCUAAUCUUGCAGAUUCAGAUAUUCUUUCCGAUAAUUCAGCUAAGCCAGUAGCAGUUUAUGUUUGGAAGAAUGCAUUCCGGGCUGUUGAUCACCAAUGGGAUGGUGAUCUCUUUGCCACAGCUGGUGCUCAAGUAGAUAUAUGGAAUCACAAUAGGUCUCAGCCAGUGAACACUUUUGAUUGGGGAGCAGACACAACUAUAUCUGUUCGAUUUAAUCCAGGAGAGCCAAAUAUCUUGGCAACAUCAGCUAAUGAUCGGAGCAUAACAUUGUAUGAUCUGCGGAUGUCAUCCCCGGCAAGGAAAGUUAUUAUGAGGACGAAAACCAAUUCUAUUGCUUGGAACCCAAUGGAGCCUAUGAACUUCACCGCGGCAAAUGAGGAUUGCAAUUGCUACAGCUAUGAUGCCAGAAAGCUGGAGGAGGCCAAGUGUGUGCACAAAGAUCAUGUUUCUGCAGUAAUGGAUAUUGAUUUCUCACCAACUGGUCGGGAAUUUGUAACUGGAUCUUAUGAUAGAACAGUCAGAAUUUUCCAGUAUAAUGGUGGUCACAGUCGAGAAAUCUACCAUACGAAGAGAAUGCAAAGGGUAUUCUGUGUGAAGUAUAGCUGUGAUGCCAGUUAUGUCAUUUCGGGAAGUGAUGAUACUAACCUUAGGCUCUGGAAAGCUAAAGCAUCAGAACAAUUGGGAGUGGUACUUCCAAGGGAAAGAAAGAAACAUGAGUAUCUUGAAGCUGUUAAGAAUCGUUACAAGCAUCUGCCUGAAGUUAAGCGUAUUGUGAGGCACAGGCACUUGCCAAGACCAGUUUACAAGGCAGCCAACCUCAGACGCACUAUGAUUGAAGCAGAAAGAAGGAAAGAACAAAGAAGGAAAGCUCACAGUGCCCCUGGAAGCAUUGUGACUGAACCAGUUCGUAAAAGAAGAAUAAUCAAAGAGGUUGAGUGAGUUGUCCUGUGGAACUUCCUUGAACAAGCAUCAGCACUGCAUAUCUGCAGUUCUCUGUAGCCGAAUGUUAGUUGGCUGCAAUUCCUGAAUUUCGUGACUUUUGAGCUCGACCCUCAACUAAAUGUAGGUUGUAGUAAGCUGAGGCAGCUUCUUUUUGUUUCAAUUCACAAUUUUGUCACACAAAAAGUUGAUAGAUGUAUUUGUAAUUGUAAUGAAUAUUAUAAUCUGGUUUUAAGGCUUAUUAACGAAUGAAAAAAUGGAUACUGGGCUUCAUUCAA
This is a messenger RNA of Gossypium raimondii (Peruvian cotton), 1793 nucleotides long. RefSeq lists its product as uncharacterized. Gene Ontology annotation, molecular function: protein binding. Bases 157 to 1515 code for a protein of 452 amino acids. The transcript is spliced from 16 exons. NCBI's taxonomy places the organism in Eukaryota, Viridiplantae, Streptophyta, Magnoliopsida, Malvales, Malvaceae. Gene Ontology annotation, biological process: maturation of SSU-rRNA from tricistronic rRNA transcript (SSU-rRNA, 5.8S rRNA, LSU-rRNA). The record is from RefSeq and is a predicted model, not a curated record. Gene Ontology annotation, cellular component: nucleolus; small-subunit processome.